UCUUAAGCCUUCCUCCAGGGCGCGGAGAGAUGAGGCUAACAGCGCGACUGAUGAAGGUGUUCAUUACCCGGAGGAUCCCCCCUGAGGGGCAGGCCCUGCUGGACCAGGCCGGAAUUUCUGAAAUAAAACGGUGGGACUCAGAUGAGCCCAUACCGAAGGAGGACCUGGUGAAAGGCGCAGCUGGAGCACAUGGAAUUCUUUGCCUUUUGACUGACAAAAUAGACAGAAAACUCCUGGAUGCUGCAGGGAAGAAUCUCAAAGUAAUCAGCACCCUCUCCGUGGGAGUUGACCAUCUUGACCUAGAUGAAAUUAAAAAGCGAGGGAUCCGCGUGGGCUACACGCCAGAUGUCCUAACAGAUGCCACAGCUGAGCUUGCAGUUUCCUUACUGCUGACCACCAGUCGCAGGCUGCCUGAAUCCAUUGAGGAAGUGAAGAAUGGUGGUUGGACUUCAUGGAAGCCCCUUUGGAUGUGUGGCUACCAGCUCUCGAACAGCACAGUUGGAAUUAUCGGGCUGGGAAGGAUAGGCCAAGCUAUUGCCCGUCGCCUAAAACCAUUUGGUGUCCAGAAAUUUAUAUAUACUGGACGUCAGCCCAAACCCUCAGAGGCAUCUGAGUUCCAAGCAGAGUUUGUAUCUGUUGAACAGCUGGCAGCCCAGUCAGAUUUUAUUGUGGUUUCUUGUGCUUUAACCCCUGAAACCAAGAAACUCUGCAACAAGGACUUCUUCCAGAAAAUGAAGAAAACGGCUGUGUUUGUCAACAUAAGCAGAGGAGAUGUGGUGAACCAGGAGGAUCUCUACAAGGCUUUGAGUAAUGGCGAGAUUGCAGCAGCUGGGCUAGAUGUCACAAGCCCUGAACCAUUGCCCACAAACCAUCCUCUCCUUUCGCUGAAGAAUUGUGUGAUUCUACCACAUAUUGGAAGUGCCACCUAUGCAACCCGGAAUACUAUGGCAGUGAUUGCUGUUAAAAACUUAUUGGCUGGCCUAAAGGGGGAACCUAUGCCAAGUGAACUCAAACUGUGAAGAUUAAACAAAGAAACUCACAAUUGAAGAAGCAUUAAUCAAAUAAUUAUUAUAUUUUCACUUCUGCUAAACAGGAGUAUGUUACUUUCACCUACAUUUCUGCUAUCUUAAAAAGAACAGUGAGGAAUCUCCCCUCCUCCCCAUACAUAUACUUGACUCAAAACUACAUAAAAAGUGCCUAGGAAUAACAUUUGUGAUUAUUCUAUAAUUUUUGAUACAAAGGUAUCAAUGGGUAUGCAACUUUUGUUGAUGUUAUCUAGUCUAAACUGAAUUUCAACAAUUAAAUGACCAUUGAUUUAAUGUGUA
Antechinus flavipes (yellow-footed antechinus) is the source of this 1325-nucleotide messenger RNA. It is a transcript of the gene GRHPR, whose product is annotated as glyoxylate and hydroxypyruvate reductase. Gene Ontology annotation, molecular function: glyoxylate reductase (NADPH) activity; NAD binding; hydroxypyruvate reductase (NADH) activity. NCBI's taxonomy places the organism in Eukaryota, Metazoa, Chordata, Mammalia, Dasyuromorphia, Dasyuridae. Bases 30 to 1019 code for a protein of 329 amino acids. The transcript has 9 exons. The record is from RefSeq and is a predicted model, not a curated record. Gene Ontology annotation, cellular component: cytosol.